This is a messenger RNA of Prosopis cineraria, 4933 nucleotides long. RefSeq names its product protein CHROMATIN REMODELING 20. Lineage: Eukaryota; Viridiplantae; Streptophyta; Magnoliopsida; Fabales; Fabaceae. The transcript is spliced from 26 exons. The coding region runs from base 205 to 4626 and encodes 1473 amino acids. Gene Ontology annotation, molecular function: ATP-dependent chromatin remodeler activity; ATP hydrolysis activity; ATP binding. The record is from RefSeq and is a predicted model, not a curated record. Gene Ontology annotation, cellular component: nucleus.
AUUUCGCCGCGUACGGACAGGUGAUUGCUGUCCGGGGAAGGGCGGGGAAAAUCGCGAGGCACGGCAAGCAGGACAGUCCCAACUCCCAACCUAUUUGAUUCACAGGUCGCAGCGAUUUUACUGGUUCGGACGCUCUACACCACCUAAAUGUCCAUAAGCGAACACUAUCAAGCCAUCCGUAUUGCUUGAGCAGUUAAGUUUCAGAUGGAGGGAAAGACUGAGGAAGUCGAAGAUAUUGGAAGUGCAUCUAGUGGUUCAUUUAUUGAUGAUUCAGAUGAUGGAUAUUCAACUUCUGAAUUAGAUGACAAAGCACAUCUGGAGGAACCUUUGACUGAGGAAGAAAUUGAAGGUCUGAUUGCUGAGUUGUUAGAAGUUGAGAGCAAGGCUGCAGAGGCUCAAGAAGCUCUCGAGGAGGAGUCUCUUAACAAAGUAGGGAUCGAGGUUAGGCGAGAGUUGGAGCAAACUCUUCAAGGCGAUGAUUUGGAAUCUGCUGUUGCAGAUGAGAUGACUACUUUAAAAGAAGAGUGGGAAGCUGUUCUGGAUGACCUUGAGACUGAAAGUGCCUAUUUACUGGAACAACUUGAUAUGGCUGGUGUUGAGCUGCCAAGGCUUUAUAAGUGGAUAGAAAGGGAGGCUCCUAAUGGUUGUUUGACUGAAGCUUGGAAAAAGAGGAAUCAUUGGGUAGGUACUCAGGCAACUGAAGAAUUUUCUGAGUCAGUUGCCGAUGCUGAGAAGUAUCUACAAGUCUACAGACCUGUUAGAAGACGACAUGGUAAAUUAUUGGAAGAGGGUGCCAGUGGUUUUCUUCAAAAAAAGCUUGAUGAAUCCAGUGAACCAGUAAAAGAAAAAGCUGAGGUAGAUUGGGGUAUGUUUAACAAAAUAUUUCACAACAGUGGUGAUGCUGAUGCUUCAUUUGGCAGCAAGAAUUGGGCUUCUGUUUAUUUGGCCAGCACUCCACAGCAAGCUGCAUUGAUGGCACUUGAAUUUCCUGGUGUCAAUGAGGUGGAGGAGAUUGAUGACAUUGAUGGAACUUCUACCGAUCCAUUUAUUGCAGCCGCAAUUGCAAAUGAAAAGGAACUAGAGCUUACUGAUGAGCAGAAGAGAAAAUUUAAAAAGGUCAAAGAAGAAGAAGAUGUGAUUGUUGAUCGGAAGCUUCAAAUCCAUUUAAAACGAAGGAGGUAUCAAAAGAAUAAAAAACAGAGGGAAACUAUAGAGAGUGUCCAACAGAAGUCUUCAUUUAUUGAUUGCUCUAAUCCUGAUAUGAAGGAAGAAACUUGUGACGAUGAUGGCGAAAAGGUGACUAACAAUGAAGUUGGGUGUCUGAAUACAAAAACUGAUAAUAUUGAAGAUCUGGAGAGCAGUUAUGACCAUGACAAAGUGAAGCCUAUGAAUAUUGGCCCUUUGUCAGAGCUCUCUAAAUCUUUAUUGCCUGAUGUCAAUCACAGAGGUACCAAGCGACUAAAUGAUGGUGAAGAGUAUUAUGAUGCUAAAAAGGGUCGAACUACUAUCAACAGUGGUGAUGAAGCUGAUGCAGUUGAAAAUAAUAUAGUUAGGAAUGCAAAUGCAUUAGAUGAUCAGUCUGAGAUGCAAGGCACUUGUACCAGCAUUGCUGAUUGUCUUCCUUCACAGCAUCUGGAUAAGAAAUUUUGCUGCACUGUUUGUGAUAAAGUGGCUUUUGAAGUUCACCAACAUCCUCUUUUGAAAGUGAUUAUUUGCAGGGAUUGCUAUUCUUUAACGGAAGGAAAGAAACGUGUGAAGGAUCUCAAUCCUGAUAGCUCUGCGUGUUAUUGUGCAUGGUGUGGAGGAAGCAAUGAAUUAGUUAGCUGCAAGUCAUGCAAAGUGUUAUUCUGCAACAACUGCAUAAAGAAGAAUCUUGGUGCAGAAUUCCUUUCUGAAGUUCAGACCACUGGUUGGCAUUGUUGUUGCUGUCAGCCAAAUCUCUUGCAAGGACUAUCAUCACAACUAGAGAAAGCUAUGGGAUCUGUCGACACAUCAGUUUCCAGCUCCAGUAGUGAUUCAGAUAAUUCACAUGCAGAGAUUGAUGUUACUAUCAGUUCUAAGCGAAAGCGCAAAAAGAAGAUUAGGAGGAUCCUUGAUGAUGCUGAAUUAGGAGAGGAAACAAAAAGGAAAAUUGCAAUAGAAAAGGAGCGUCAGGAACGUUUGGAGUCUCUGCGAGUACAGUUUUCUGCCUCAUCUAACAUCAUGGGAUCUUCUGGAUGCAACGGGAAUUUAUCUGAAGGUGCAAGUUCUGAAGUCCUAGGUGACGCUUUAACAGGCUAUGUAGUGAAUGUUGUGAGGGAAAAAGGUGAAGAGGCUGUCAGAAUUCCUCCUAGUACAUCAGCCAAACUGAAAGCUCAUCAGAUUGCAGGAAUAAGAUUUAUGUGGGAGAAUAUAAUACAGUCAAUCAGAAAAGUGAAGUCCGGGGAUAAAGGUCUUGGCUGUAUUCUCGCUCAUACAAUGGGCCUUGGCAAAACCUUUCAGGUGAUAACUUUCUUGUACACAGCAAUGAGAAGCACUGAUCUGGGGUUAAGAACUGCACUUAUUGUCACACCUGUCAAUGUUCUGCACAAUUGGCGGCAAGAGUUUAUCAAAUGGAGGCCAUCAGAAGUAAAACCGCUGAGGGUCUUCAUGCUGGAAGAUGUAUCAAGGGAUAGGAGAGCUGAAAUACUUGCAAAAUGGAGAAAAAAAGGUGGCAUAUUUCUGAUUGGCUAUACUGCUUUCCGAAAUUUGUCUUUUGGAAAGCAUGUGAAAGAUCGACACACUGCCCGAGAAAUUUGUCAUGCUUUGCAGGAUGGACCAGAUAUACUUGUUUGUGAUGAAGCCCAUAUGAUAAAGAAUAUAAAGGCUGACAUAACCCAAGCCUUGAAACAAGUAAAAUGCCAUAGAAGAAUUGCACUGACUGGAUCACCUCUUCAAAACAAUCUUAUGGAAUAUUAUUGUAUGGUUGAUUUUGUAAGAGAAGGUUUUCUUGGAAGCAGUCAUGAAUUUAGGAAUCGCUUCCAAAAUCCUAUAGAGAAUGGUCAACAUACUAAUUCUACGCUGGAUGAUGUGAAGAUUAUGAACCAAAGGUCUCACAUCCUCUAUGAACAAUUAAAAGGCUUUGUUCAACGAAUGGACAUGAAUGUGGUGAAAAAGGAUUUGCCUCCCAAAACUGUCUUUGUGAUAAGUGUCAAGCUUUCUCCCUUACAGAGAAAAUUGUACAAGAGAUUCCUUGACGUGCAUGGAUUCACAAAUGACCGGGCUUCUAAUGAAAAAAUGAGAAAGAAAUGUUUUUUUGUUGGGUACCAGGCUUUAGCUCAGAUAUGGAACCAUCCUGGGAUCUUGCAAUUGACAAAAGAAGACAAGGACUAUGUAAGACAAGAAGAUGCAGUUGAGAAUUUUCUUGUGGACGACAGCUCUAGUGACGAAAAUUCUGAUUAUAACGUGCCUGUUGGAGAGAAAGUUAGAUGUGCAAAUGAGCUUCUGCAAAGGAAAGAUGAGAAUGGGUUUUUUCUAAAGGGUUGGUGGAAUGAUCUUCUGCAUGAAAAAAAUUAUAAAGAACUUGACUACAGUGGCAAAAUGGUUUUGCUCGUGGACAUACUAACCAUGAGUUCUGAUGUGGGUGACAAGGUGUUGGUUUUUAGCCAGAGCAUACCAACACUAGACCUCAUAGAACUUUAUCUAUCCAGACUACCUCGACGAGGCAAACAUGGCAAAUUUUGGAAGAAGGGAAAAGACUGGUAUAGGCUGGAUGGAAGGACAGAGAGCUCUGAAAGGCAGAAGAUGGUUGAGAGGUUUAAUGAGCCUUCCAAUAAGAGAGUGAAGUGCACUCUUAUUUCAACCAGAGCUGGUUCUUUGGGUAUUAAUCUCCAUGCAGCUAAUCGUGUUGUUAUAGUUGAUGGUUCUUGGAAUCCAACAUAUGAUCUCCAGGCCAUCUAUCGAGCUUGGAGGUAUGGCCAGAGAAAGCCUGUGUUUGCUUACCGAUUGCUGGCUCAUGGAACUAUGGAAGACAAAAUAUAUAAGCGCCAGGUAACAAAGGAGGGACUUGCUGCUAGAGUAGUUGACAGACAGCAAGUGUACAGGACUAUAUCUAAAGAAGAGAUGUUACAUCUCUUUGAGUUUGGUGAUGAUGAAAACUCUGAGACAUUGGCUGAACUGAGCCAAGAGAAUGGGCAUUCAGUGGAACAGACAGUACCAAAUUCAAAUGGAAUCAGCCAUUCUGAUAAGUUAAUGGAAAGCUUACUUAGCAAGCAUCGUCCAAAGUGGAUUGCUAAUUAUCAUGAACACGAAACCUUAUUGCAAGAGAAUGAAGAAGAAAAGCUAUCGAAAGAGGAGCAAGACAUGGCUUGGGAAGUAUACAGGAAAACGUUAGAAUGGGAGGAAGUGCAGAGAGUACCACUGGGUGAAUCUCUGCCUGUUCAAAAACCACUAGAGCCAAACGCAGCACCCUCUGUAUCAAAGACCCGCAGCCUCUCACCAACAAAGUUGAGGAACCAUUUUCUAACGCGGAAAUGCACCAACCUUUCACACUUGCUGACGCUUAGAAGUCAGGGCACUAAAUUUGGUUGCAGCACAGUCUGUGGGGAAUGCGCUCGAGAGAUCAGAUGGGAGGACUUGAAGAACAGAGAUGGGAGAGUAAGAAGGUGAAGGAUGAUAUAAUUUUUACUUGCUUAUAUUUGCUUAACUAACUAAUGUAUCUGCUUAUUGUUGUGAAUGGCUAGUCCCCCUGGUCAAUAUAUAUAUAUAUAUAUAUAUUGUAAUAGAUAUAGUUGUAAAUGGAUUGGGCUUGAUAUUCAAAAUCUUCUUGAAGAAAUUGUAUGGUUACUCGUGUUCUGUGGGACUAUUUCCUACUGCUGGCGUGGCUUGAAGGCUAACCCAUCUACGGCGGACUUAUGCCUGUAUGUAAAUGAAGUACUACAGUAUACAAUUUGAUUACAGUUGACCUGUUUUUGCA